GGCUCGCGUUUAUUGUCCUCGAUUGGAAAAUAUAUCGAUCUUUAAAACAUGGCGCCUUGUAGAUACAGCUGGUAUGUACAUAUCGGAGUUGUAACGUGUUAUUUAGUGAAGAGAGAACUGCUUUCACAUUUAGGUGCAUAGCUACACAUUAAUAAAAUAAAUGUUUUGAUAUGGAAGUAUUAAGUUAUAUGUGAUUUGUGAAGACAUUUUUCUGAUCGAUCAUCGAUCGUUGGGAAUGUAAAUCGGGUAAAUCAUCGAGCUGUAACAAUCGAUUAUUUAUGUUUCUUACAUGGAAAAGGACAUGUUGUGUUAAAUUGUACGACAGUAACAGCCAUUCUACAUAGACAGUUAUGUAAACAUGUGUCGUUUCAAAAACAGUUCAAUGACUAUGUUAUAGUGCGACAAAUCACCGACAAAUAAAUUAUUCACUGAAAACCAGCACGGCAGCUUAACCCGCAUGUUGGCACGGUGUCAAGGCACUGAAUCAAGCCUUUCGAGGAUAUGCGGUGAAACUUACAGGAACUGACCAAGGAGGCGUCGGCGAGCAACCACCCGUAUAAAUUGAACGAGGAUCUAUACCGACGUCACGUAAAUGGUGUGGAAUGCGAUCAAUUAUUGAUGACAACCCGGUGAUUUCCCUCGAGUAAUUGGCGCUUACGUGAAGCACUAGCAACACUUCUCGGUAUAUUACUGGUACAUAGCAGUUCUAUGCUAAAGCCGAUUCACGCCAAUUGUCGAUUUAAAUAUGUUGAUAGCUGUUCAGGCUAACACAAAACAACGCAAGGAUUACGGUACCGUUCGUGUUAAAACCUCCUUAAUUGAACUGAACUUUAACUAUCGAUUUUCUUACUGGUUCCAACCGGCGAAACAUGACUUUUAAGGCGUAAGAAAUUAUAACACGUUUACAACAAUUUUACAAAGCCAUCAAACAUAAAAUUACAUGGAGAACACGAACCCGGCUAACAACUCGACUUACUAGUUCAAGUAACGAAUAUUUCACUCGCCUUGGUCCUUUAAUUACCAGUGGAAGAUGGCGGACUCGGAUCUGUUCGCGCUUCUGGAGAUCAUGCUGCGGACGUUCGCGCACGUGCCCAUGGCCCCCAGGAUGAAGCCCGGGGGUUACCCGGAGGAGAUCUUUUUCACCCUCUCGGAGGAGGAGAAGGAGAGUCUGGAGUGCAGCAUAUGUUACCAAAUUCUGAAAGACGCCCGCCAGUGCGAGAACAAACACAAGUUCUGUCACUCCUGCAUUUACGUAUGGUCAACAUCCGGGAGCCCCGUGAACCACAGCCGCUGCCCCGUCUGCCGCGUGGAAGGCCUGUACAUGAGAAACGAGCAGAUCAACGCGAAAAUCAGCGAGUUGCUGGUGAAGUGUCAUCUAAAGACGUGUAAAUGGAAGGGACCUUUGAAAAGAUACGAGGAGCACCAACACAACACGUACCCGACGCACUCGCUCUCCUCCCUGGCGUCCACAUCUGACGAUUAUACAAGCGGACCUGACCUGCCCAACAUAAGAUCUUCUGGCGAGUCUCGACCAGGAUCUAGUGCGCGCGAACGCGCCAGGAUCGGUGUGCCUCAGGUUAGUUCACAGACAACAGAAUCCGCCUCAACAGCUGUUGCUGCUGCUUCUAGCACCUCCCGCGUAAAUCACUCACCGCGUCGAAAAUUGCGAUCAAACAGAAACACAAACAAUUCUUCAAACAACAACAGAUCCGGUUCAGUUAAUCAACGAACCACGAACUCUCUGGGACCGGAUAGCUCAACUCCUAAUGCCCGCGCACGCAGUCAGUCUAGGGUCGGGUCAUCCCAACGACGAUCUCAGGCACCGGGAACUUCUGGCACUGCGCCUACAAACGGUCGUCUGACAACACGAGCACGAAUAAGAAACGGUGUUCCGGAGUCAAACACUAAUAUAGACUCUCCAAGAGCGCUUAGUCAAUCAAUCCGCGAAACGUCGUUGCGAAGUAGCGCAGUCCCAGACGAGAACAGCGAUCCGAAUGUGCAGACGACAACACAACCACUACGUUCACCUCAUCCGCCUUCUACUCCGCGUGGAGGGAUUUUACGGCAGACGACAAACAGACGUCUUCCAGCGCUGCCCGAUCUCGUAAGCAUAGACACCAAUACGGAAUCGUCUGUACCAGUCACCAGUAGUACGGACAACAACAAUAAUUUUAACCAAUCCACAAUGCUCUCAGAAACGCCACGGGGUAUUGACAGGAGAGGUUACGUUCCUGACUACGUUCCUGAUUACGUAAGACGCGCCAACCAGACGCGCUCUUUUGGAACAAUACGCGAACGCUUGAACGAAAGCAGGCAAAGACUGGAUUCUCUUAUGACCACGUUCUCUUCGGAACUCAACAGAGGGCGCGAGGACCUGACCUCGUUCCAGGUGGAGCGGGAACGCCGACGACAAGAGCAGAUGUCAGAGGUUCGAGACCUGGGCAGACGACUUACUCAGGUUGCGAACGAACUGCGCGGUCUGCUCACGCAACGACGCGAGAUUCGCGCGCAAAUAGACACGCUUGCGGAUGUUGCUUCGGACGAUAUGGAUUAAAUGCCUUUCAAACGUUUUAUAACUUUUGUUUGCAUGUCGUAGUGAACCCACAAAGCAAGAUUCGCGUUUACAAAAUAACACGCGAAUUGCGUCCUAGACGAUAUGAAUUAAGCAGAUUUCAAAUACCGAAAGUGAAACCCCCGAGUCAUUGUAUUCGCUUUGAAAAAGGAAAUUCAAAAGUCAAGUGCCAUGACGAUACACAUUGAUGACGUCGAAGAAAUUUGCUCCUAUUCCAUGGCAAAGCUUCAUACGCUUGCCAUAGUGUAUGUCGAAUAGGUUGUCUCUGGUCUAAAUAAAAUCCUUUUGCAGAACUAAUCGCCAAUAUUGGCACUUUUUUAUUGUGUCACCUAGUUUAAUGGUGUAUAUCCCAUCAAAUCAUGUCGGAACUCACGUCAUUAUAUAUAUAUAUUUCCAGCCAACAAUAUGCAUUAUAUAAUGCACAAUAAUUAAAUAUGAAAAUAUAAUAUUGGAAGCGAAAACAACUUAUCGCAAGGCUUAACUGAUGUUUUUUUAAUUUUUAAUCUGGUACUUGCAUUUUCAUUUAAUUCAAAUGAGCUAUGCUCUGUGAACAAGGAAUUUAAUGCAUGUGCGUAAAGUGUCGUUCCAGAUUAGCCUGUGCAGUCCGAAUAGGCUAAUAUGGAACGACGCUUUUCGCCUAAGCUAGAUUGUUGCCAAGAAGAGACUUUCUUUAAACGAAAAAUACCAUAAAAUCGGAAAGUGCUGUCCCUGAUUAGCUUGUGCGGUUUGCACAGGCUAAUCUGUGACGACACUUUACGCACAUGUAUUUAACCCCCUUUUCGCAGAGCACGCUCCAUUUUAUUCAAUUAAACAUGUCGCAUGCCACGAAUAAAUCACAAAACUGUUAAACUAUAGCUCAAGAUGGCCUUCUAAAACUAUAGCUAAAGAUGGCCUACUAAAACUAUAGCUAAGAUGGCCUUGUAAAAAUGUCGCUGCAAGAUUGCAAUUGAAAGUACUGUGAUAUACUGACGUGAAAGUACUGUGAUAUACUGACUUCACUCAACACAAGUUAUAAAGCAUCUAUGAAAAGUGAAGGAUUUUCUUUGUGUUCUGUCGACCAAAAAAGGAAUAUGUGCUGUGUUAAUAUGUAUACAUUAUAACAGAAUUUAGUAUUUAAAUGUUUGUUAUGUAAUACAUAUACUUUUUGGUAUUGAAAGACGAAAUUAAUUUUUGCAUUCAAUGUUCCAUUGAGCAGUUGAAAGUCUUUUAUGUAGUUAGUUACAGUAUUUAGUCCAUGGUGCGUUAUAGCUUUUGCCUAGUACAUAUGUUUAGUACAAAGUAUAUACAGAUUGCGAUAUAUGCAACUUUCGAAGGAGAUAACAUGCAAAAACUUUGUAUAAAUAUCCCCAACAUAUCAGCGGAGUACAAUCAUUGGACUGUUGCGCGUUAGUGGCCCCUUAUGUUUUUCGGGGCAAUCGUGGAUACAACGACAGAAAGUAAUAUCAUCGUUUAUAGUGUAUAAUUUCCAAGGAUGCCAACAUGGGAAUAUAUUUUGUUGGAAAUAUCUGCUUAUUCAUCACUACGAUGCCUUUGUACUGUUUGUUUCGUAGUUUAUAUGCAACUGCUAAACAUGUCAGUUUACCGUGUGCAUAUACGUACUUCAUACUUGAUGUAAAAUUCAAAGGAUAUAUGAUGUAAACCUUUGGAAACUGUACAUACAUGACAAGAAUGGUAAACAAUUAACAUAUCACUAUACUAAUUCAAGCAAUGCAAUCACAUGUUAACUUUUUAGAAAUGUGUUUUUUUGCAAAAUAAAAUAUGUCUUCACUUAGAAGGCAUAUUGAAUGUGCUGUUGUUUUCAAAGUUGUAAAGCUUCACUGUACUAUUUUGAAAUUGCCUGAAUUGAGUUAAAAUACGUUAAAAGCAU
Molecule: messenger RNA, 4439 nt
Organism: Dreissena polymorpha
Lineage: Eukaryota; Metazoa; Mollusca; Bivalvia; Myida; Dreissenidae
Product: dual specificity protein kinase shkD-like
Exons: 2
Coding region: 1031-2554 (507 amino acids)
Source: RefSeq, a predicted model, not a curated record